Fulvia fulva is the source of this 342-nucleotide messenger RNA. RefSeq names its product Putative polyamine transporter. The coding region runs from base 1 to 342 and encodes 113 amino acids. The transcript is spliced from 2 exons. The record is from RefSeq and is a predicted model, not a curated record. Lineage: Eukaryota; Fungi; Ascomycota; Dothideomycetes; Mycosphaerellales; Mycosphaerellaceae.
AUGGCUGACAUUUCCCAGACUCCAGUUGGCCUCAAGCUCUUCUUCGACCGAGCCCGCUUCAAGCCUGAUCCAUGGCACUUGGGCAUCUUCUCAAAGCCGCUGAACGCGCUCGCCGUGGCUUGGCUUCUGCUAAUCGUUCCCGCUCUGUGCUUCCCGAGCGUGAAGGGUGCUGACCUAACUCCUCGGACGAUGAAUUGGACCUGCCUGAUCUAUGGGGGUGCUAUGUUCCUGGUUAUGAGCUACUAUGCUGUUAGUGGGAGGAAGUGGUUCAAAGGGCCUAGAAUCAAUGUCGAGCAUGUUCGUCAAGACGGUACAGCUGGCGUUCUUUUCGUUGAUGAAUAG